UCAUAUUUUAAUAAAUAGUUUCAGUAAUUGAAAGUGCGUACAAAGAAAGCAGUGAAGUGAACAUCCUACCACGGGGUGCGGACUGUCCAUUCGGAAUCGGAGGCAGAUAUCAGCGAUGGCCACCGCCGGUAAACUCGUGUCGUCGUCGUCGGCACCCAAGCCUUUCGAUUUCUCCGACGAUUCAGUUCCUAAGAGAGUCGUUCUGUCGAGUGAUCAGCAGCGUUAUUGCUUGGAAGCACUCAAAGUCUUCAAGGACAAGAGGUUUUCUGCUCCCGAAAAAAUCCGCCAAGAGUUCAUGACGUUGCAGGCAACUAGGAUGAGAGCUUCAGAAAUGAAAAGUAGAUGCUCAAUGGCUUUGAACAGCGCAAACAUUAGCAAAAAUCGAUACACUGAUGUUCUGCCAUUUGACAAUAACAGGGUUGUUUUGGACCCACCAGCUAGAGGAUAUAUAAAUGCAAGCUUCAUUAAGAUAUCUGAAGACGUGUCUCAGUUUAUUGCAACACAAGGUCCUCUACAACACACUUUUGAAGACUUCUGGGAAAUGAUAAUCCAGCAUCGCUGUCCUGUGAUUGUGAUGCUUACACAAUUGUUUGACAACUACAAGAUUGUCAAGUGUGGGGAUUAUUUUCAGGCAGAUGGUGGUCCCAGAAGAUUUGGCAAUAUAGGUAUUGUUACGAAGUGGAUAAAGACGACUCAGACUUCAUUGAUUUUGCGAUGUCUGGAGGUGAACUAUAUUGAGUCAAAAGAACCACCUUUGUGUGUUUUACACAUUCAAUAUCCCGACUGGCCUGACCAUGGAGUUCCAAAGGACACUCUUGCUGUUCGUGAAAUACUGAAACAAACAUUUAGUGUCCCACCCAGUCUUGGACCAAUUGUGGUGCACUGCAGUGCAGGUAUUGGUAGGACUGGAACAUACUGUGCAAUCCAUAAUACCAUCCAAAGAAUAUUGGUUGGAGAUAAGUCUGCUCUAGAUCUCGUUAACACAAUAACCAUUUUUAGGUCUCAGCGAAUUGGGAUGGUUCAGACCAUGGAGCAAUACCUCUUUUGCUAUGAUGCCAUUAUCGAUGAGCUUGAAGACCUCAUUUCAGAUAGCCAAUGAAAAAGAGAGUUCAUAAUGCAACUGGUUCUUCCUUGCUGCAAUCAUGCUUCUGUCCUUGCUUACAAAUGAGAAGAAAUAGAACAAUAAUUUGUUCUGAAGCAGCAAAUCAGUUGGGUCCACUUGAGUUUCUUACUGUUCUUACCAUGUAGGAAUAAGCAUAAAACGUGCAAAAUAUCGUAUGUUGUAUUUCUGUUUGGAAGUAUAUAUGUUUUUAGAGAGGGAAAAAAAACUUAUUUAACACACUCUUAAUCGUACCCUGCUUAUUGUUGAUUCCAUGUAUGGCAAGUUGAUGAUGUUCAAGGUACCAGAAUUUAUUAGCUUUUACACCAA
This is a messenger RNA of Solanum pennellii, 1429 nucleotides long. RefSeq names its product protein-tyrosine-phosphatase PTP1-like. Lineage: Eukaryota; Viridiplantae; Streptophyta; Magnoliopsida; Solanales; Solanaceae. Bases 116 to 1099 code for a protein of 327 amino acids. The record is from RefSeq and is a predicted model, not a curated record. The transcript is spliced from 9 exons. Gene Ontology annotation, biological process: protein dephosphorylation. Gene Ontology annotation, molecular function: protein tyrosine phosphatase activity.